This is a messenger RNA of Sciurus carolinensis (gray squirrel), 4043 nucleotides long. It is a transcript of the gene Fam162b, whose product is annotated as family with sequence similarity 162 member B. The transcript has 4 exons. The coding region runs from base 65 to 553 and encodes 162 amino acids. Lineage: Eukaryota; Metazoa; Chordata; Mammalia; Rodentia; Sciuridae. The record is from RefSeq and is a predicted model, not a curated record.
GGGAGAUUGAUCUGGUGAACCAGUGGGUGCGGGAGCGACUGCCGACGCGGGAAAAGCACUCAACAUGCGCAUCGCCGUCGGGAGCCUCCUGCGCCUGGGCUUGGGCUGCGUGGUUCCCUGCGCUCCGGGGGCGCCUCGAGCAGCCUCUCAGCUGCCUGUAUCCGCUCUCCGGCUCUGUGGUCUCCCUCGCUACUCCAGUGGUGAGAACCGCUGCGGUCCUGAUUCCCAAAGUCACGGAAAGGUUCACAGGGUCCUCGCCCAGCACAAGCCUACACAAUUCGACAAGAAAAUCCUGGUGUGGACCGGUCGUUUCAAAUCGAUAGAGGAGAUCCCGCCUCGGGUUCCGCCUGAAAUGAUAGAUGCUGCAAGAAACAAAGCCCGAGUGAAAGCUUGUUACAUAAUGAUAGGACUCACAAUUAUUGCCUGUUUUGCAGUGAUAGCAUCAGCCAAAAGGGCUGCAGAACGGCAUGAAUCCUUAACAAGUUGGAACUUGGCAAAGAAAGCAAAGUGGCGUGAAGAAGCUGCAUUGGCUGCACAGGAGAAAGCUAAAUGACAUUCUUACAGGGUGUUCCCUUGAAUACCAUCACUACCAGAAACAAUAAAAGAUAGGUAAAAUAGAACAUUUUAAAAAUAUGCCAUGGUUUUAUUUUUGUAGUAAGAAACACAGUCUUGUUUAUUCAUAUUUUUAGCAAACUUUUAUUAAAAAAAUAGUGCACAAAAAACUAUAUAUAGUUUGAAGAGAGUCUCAGAGAACAUACUUAUAUAAUCACUGCCCAAGUCAAAAAGUAGAAUAUCAAUAGUACCUCUGAAGCCUUUCUGCUCUUUCUCAAGUUAUCACUCCCUAAAGAUAACCAUCAGUUCUGAUUUUCAUCACCAUACACUGGUUUUGCCUGUUUUUGAACUUUAUAUACAUGAAGUCAUUAAGUAUGCACAUGUGUGGAUUCUUAACAUAAUUCAUUCCUUUUAACGGCUUUAUAAUAUUCCACUGUAUGAAUAUGCCAAAUUACCUGGAUGCUUGGUCCAGUUUUUGGUUACUGGAGAAUGCUAAAAUGAUCAAUUUGUGCGUGUCAUUAAAAUUAGCUUAAACUAAACCAUUAAGGGUUCUUUAAAAUCAAAAUGGCAGUCGUCUUCAAACUUGUUUGAAUAACACUAAUUUAACUUUUUAAAUUAUAUAUCUCAUCCCUGUAUAUUCUUAAUUUGGCAUUACAUUUUAAAAUCAUAAAUGUAAAUUUUUAUCCUCACAAGGUGCUUUUCUUAGAAAAGAUUUAGAACAAAUGUCUUAAAUAUCCUAAAAGAAAAAAAAAUAACUAGAAAAACUCCAAACGGACUAGAAGAUUGAUAAUUAUAAAAUUAAGGGCAGAAACUAAUGAAAUAAGUAAAAGGUUACAGAAGAACAAUGUAACAAAAUUUGGCAAAUCAUUAAGAUUAAAAAAAGAUAAUAUUAGAAAUGAUAAAAGGGAUUAAAGUUCACAUUUGAUACAUUUCAUUAAAGUCCAUAUUCUUCUUUUCUAAAGAACAUUAUGCAUUGCUAUUCUAUUGUGUGCUUCUGGCCAAAAUGGGAUAAUAAGGACUAUUAUUUACCUCUAGCCUGAAACAACUAAAACAUGAGACAAAAAUAUGAAACUAACAACAGACAUCAGGUAGUGAGCAGUGAGUGAAAUAAAGGAGUCCUAUUGUGGUGCCAUUUUACUUAUAAGGGGAUAUCAAGACUGCAGGACACAGAAGGGAAAGCCAGGAUGAGCUUGGAAGACUGAGUUGGGGACAGAGUUGGAAGGCCAGGACAAGCAGAGUUCACAGAAUGCUGUCCCCAGGGGACAGAGUUAUACAGGCUGAUAUGCAGUGGGUCUGUGAGUGUUCAGCUUAGUUGAUCACGUGACCACCCUGAGACCAUCAAAAUAACCACCUGAAAGGACAAGGGGAAACAUAUUACCGGUAAUUCAUGGAGUAUCACAGUAUUCAGAAUGAAACUGCUUCGGGAGUAAAAUAAAGGCUGUCCUGUGUCUGCCUCACAAAGUUUGAAAGCAAGCCUAUAAAGAUCCAGUAUUUCCCAAGUAACUUAAUUGUAUCUCAUGAAAAAGCUCAAGAAAACAACUGGGUUGAUUCUGUAUCUUAAUUAUGAAUUGUGCUGCAAAACAUGGGAGAGAAGGAAUCUCUUUGGUAUAUUGAUUUCACUUCUCAUGGACAUAUAACCAGAAGCAGGCUCAUUAUCAUUAGCCAACAGAAAUGCAAAUCAAAACCACAAUGAGAUACUAUUUCACACCAGUUAUAAUGGCUAUUAUCAAAAAGACAAAAAAGUUACAAAUGCUGUUAAGGAUGUGGAGAAGAGAGAAAUCUUAUACUUUAAUUAAUAGAAUGUAACUUAGCAGAGUCAUUACGAAUAGUAUGGAAGUUUCUUAAAAAACUGAAAACAAAUCUAUCAUUUGGGUAUUAAUAUUUUAUUCUGACAAUCUCUGCUCUUUAACUGGAAUCUUUAAAUCAUUAAAAAUCACUGUGAUUAUUGAUGUAAUUGAGUUUAGAUCUACCAUCUUGCUAUUCGAAUUUUUUUGUCUCCUUUUUCCUCCUCUUCUGCCUAAUUUUGGAUUAAUCAAGUAUGUUUUUAUGAUUCCACUUUAUCUUCUUUGGUGGUUUUAUAAAGUAGAUGGAAUGUUAACCAACAAUGGCAUCUGGUUUUGCUCCCUGUUAGGAAUAAAUAAUCAUGAGAACAAAUUAAUGAGACACAUUUACAUAAAUGCAAUUGUAAAAUAGCAUUUUAUUAUUUUUAAUAUAGUGUUGUAACAUUUCUUAAUGUCGCAUACUGCUCAUAUAUUGGUUUAUUUAUUUAGGUAAGAAUAUCCUCCUCCUCACCUGACCCCCAAUCAAAAUUUAAAGAUACACUAUCCCUUGAGAGCCCUAUUAUACUGGCUCCUAACAUGUCUGCAUUUCGUAAAACAAUACUAUGAACUAAAAUAAAUAAAAAAGUUAGCAAUACUUAGAUUUCACAGUUUCACAAUUAAGCAACCAACAGAUUGCUGAAUUUAGAACACCAACAAAAAAUCCACUAAUGCUUUUUCAUAUUUACUUUUUUUCUAUAAUGCUCCUUCUUAAGAAAAGAAAAAAUAUAAAGAGAAAGGCAAUAAAUUCUUUUACCCAGUAAAUGAACCUUUAACUGCAGAUAGGUUUUACAGUUACUAAAUCAUAUAUUUAUUUCUGUGCCAGCAGAUUUUAUUACUUUUUUUUUUCUUUCUUGUUCUGGUACUACCAAUAAUUGAACAAAUGACAUUAAAAUUAAGGACACUAAAAGUUAGAAUUACCUUUCAGAAUAAAACAAGUCAAUGAGUCAAAUACUUACAAAACAAAUAAGAGUAAUUGCAUAGAUUAACUAGUAGAAAUUUAAAUUCAGACAAAAUAAAAUACCAUAUUUAAUUCAAAUUUAAUUAAAUGAAAUGAACUCUUUCAAAAAAGUAUUUUCUUGACAAAUGUAUAAAUGCUGUAUAUAUUCCCUUUUAUGCACAUUUUUAUUUCAUUUAACUUUAUUUGGCACAGUUUCUCUGGGAUGUAAAUGUAAUAUAUCUUACAAAAGCCAAUCAAAAAUAUUUUUUUUUCAUAAAGGACAGUGAAUAUUAAUGAGAAUACAUUUUGGAGCAUUUUAAAUGGUACAAUUGAAAAGAGUAGUCCCAUUUUUUCCACAUAUUUUUCUUUUGGACUUAACCCAGGAGUGCUUUACCACUGAGUUACAUCCCCAGCCCUUUUUAUUUUUUAUUUUAAGACAGUAUAUGUUUUUAAGAGUGGUAAUAUUUUUAACAAAUUUUAAAAACAAAGUAUUUCUCUGUCUUGAUCCAAUAAAUUCCUCACCAGGCCUAAAUCUAGUUAAGUACCCUUUUCAUUUGAAUAUAAACAAAUUACUAGCCAAGUAACAUAUCCAAGAAAUUAAAUAGAAGUUUUAUAUUUAAAUGCUUAACUUAAUAUAUGUCAUAUUCUAUACCUAGAGAUACAUUUGCUUUAUUAGAAAAACAUUUUAAGUCUCCCUUGACAAGUCAUUCAAUGUGUGCCUGCAUGUGCACACA